Ectocarpus siliculosus is the source of this 634-nucleotide messenger RNA. Lineage: Eukaryota; Phaeophyceae; Ectocarpales; Ectocarpaceae. The record is from the annotation of a GenBank genome assembly.
ACUUCACGAGUGCGUGAGGCGGUGCUGCUCAAAAAUGAGUCCUGGGCGUUCUGGGGAAAACCAACCAUUUGGGGCUACGCGCGAGAUAGACGUCACGCAAACACAGAACGUAAAAAGUGCAGAUACUCACAUUUGCCAAAUUCGGAGGAGGCGCGAUCGCCGCCACGGCGAGAAGUAUCACCACGGUCGACAGCAUCAUCAAAAAGCCGCGGAAGAGCACACGCAUCUGAGACGGAGGAAUCCGGCACGCAACACAAACCGGAAUGUGGUCUCGUUCCUGAUUUCUGUGCUUGAAAACGAAUGACGACGUGCGGCAUGCAAGCUAUCUGCUCGUCUCUGGUAUCCCCCGGUUGUCUUUGAGCCUACAGAACCCGAUAACCCCAGCGGACUACAAUAAGUAGUGUUUAUUCUCGCUAAACCUACUACCAAAAGUAGCAGGCUGUGGGUCCUAUCUAUUGUCUGGAAUUGAUUUCCCUGCGUUUCUCUGUGGAAAACGUUUUUCAGUCCAUUUUUCCCACCCAUCAUGGGCACGUUCCCAAAGAUCUCUGCCGAGUGCACAGCCAGUCGUUGUUGUACCGUAAUUGUGCUUGUUAUGGCACCGAGGUACGAUCGUUCCUCCCUAGGCUUUUUAUCG